UUCUCCGGUUACGAUAGCCGUAGCAGUCUGCACCGGUCUCCAGUGUCGACACGAAAGCACGAGGUCGCGACGUCAACAUCGAACGACAAAAUGCGACCACUUAAGACAUUAGUUUUUCUUGCUGUUUUGUGCUACGCUCGUGCUGCCUCAUCCACAGGUGCCACAUCAAAUGUUGUUGUCGAAGAGCCGGAAUUCACCGAAGUUAUCGAGAAUAUAACAGUUGCGGCGGGAAGAAAUGUUAAGUUUGCCUGCUCUGUGAAAAAUUUAGGCACCUACAAGGUGGCCUGGAUGCAUUUCGAACAAUCUGCCAUCCUGACGGUCCACAACCACGUCAUUACGAGAAAUCCGAGAAUCAGUGUGACACACGAUAAGCACAGGACGUGGUUUUUGCACAUAAGCAACGUCCAGGAGGAGGACAAGGGACGUUACAUGUGUCAAAUCAAUACAGUCACCGCGAAAACUCAAUUUGGAUACCUGCAUGUCGUUGUGCCCCCCAAUAUAGACGAUUCUCUCAGCAGUAGCGAUGUAAUUGUUCGGGAGGGCGCCAAUGAAACUUUGACCUGCAAAGCAACGGGAUUCCCGCAGCCGAGUGUCAAAUGGAAAAGAGAUGACAACUCGAAAAUUACGAUUAAUAAGACACUCACAGUGGUUGAAUGGGAGGGUGAAACUUUGGAUUUAACGAGGAUUUCCAGACUGGAUAUGGGGGCUUAUUUGUGCAUAGCAAGCAACGGAGUUCCGCCAACAGUCAGCAAAAGAAUCAAAGUCAGCGUUGAUUUUCCUCCAAUGCUGUGGAUACCGCAUCAGCUGGUCGGCGCCCCGUUGGCCUACUCCGUCACAUUGGAAUGUUUUACGGAGGCGCAUCCGAGCUCUUUGAACUACUGGACGCGCGAGGAUGGGCAAAUGAUCCAUGAAAGCAGAAAAUACCACGCCGAGAACAUUAUCGGCUCUCCGGCGUACAAGACGCACAUGAGGUUGACCAUCAACAACAUUCACCAGAACGAUUACGGCACUUACAAGUGCGUCGCCAAGAAUCCGAGGGGGGAAACAGACGGGACCAUAAGGCUUUACACUUCUUCGCCGCCGACCACUUCGCCUAAACCGACAACGACUGAGACGCCCAGCAGGAUCAAGGACAUUUGGCCGAACGGCGACCUCAACAAUUCAGUCUACGGCCACCCUUCCUCGCUUACCACUCAUAGAGCCGAAAAAGGUUCAAAGUACCAAUCGAAUUUAAACGAAAUCGACAAGUCUGAACAAAAAUCUAACACAGACAGUGACAGCAAGGGUACCAUUUAUGGCGGGACCUCGCCUAGCUCAGGAAAUUCUGUCGAUUAUUCAUUGUGUCUACUGUCGCUUAUAAUAUACAGGGCAUUGCGGUGAACUAAAACACUGUUAAAAAACAUUAUUAAAUACUAGUAGAAAUAUAUAUAUAAAUAUAUAUAAAGGUACGUUCAGGUAAUACUUGACAAGGACGCUUAAAAAAAUUAUAAAAAGCAUAAGUGUAACUGUUUAUAUAUGUAAUCUAAUUUAAUAAUAAAGACUGAAAUUGCUAGGAGAAAAUAGUAGGUAUUUGUGCCAUAACUUUAUUUCUUACCUGCGACAAGAAAUUAAUGCACAUUUUAGUGCUGCUUUAGAAAUUUAAAAGUUAUACCUUUAGAAAAAUGAUGUAUUGGUCCUUUUAAUAUUACGUGUGAUACCUUUUAAAGCAAACUCAAAACAUAUUAAAGAGUGCCUUAAUUUCUUCAAGCAGUGUUUUUAUUGCCAAAUUUUUAGACAAUCCAUUUUGUUUCAUUUUAGGUAUUUUAGCAAACAUUUGCUUUUUAGUGAAAUAUUUCUGUUAUGUUGUAUAUGACCUAAUGAAGUAUUAAAUACAGGGUGUUUCGUAAUCGUGCCAGAAUAAACUCCUGUAUGAACUACUUUUUGUCUAUGUUAUAUUAUUAAUGGAAUGAUUUAUUUUUGAAGUGUACAUAAUCUUGAUCAUUCCAAAUAAAAGAGUACUACAGCUCAAUGCAAUGAAAUGUAUUCCUGGUGGUGUUAUUUCUUAAUGGAUUAUUUGAGGCUGUUAAAUUAUUUCCAAAGAAUUUGCAAAAAC
Messenger RNA from Brassicogethes aeneus, 2092 nucleotides. NCBI's taxonomy places the organism in Eukaryota, Metazoa, Arthropoda, Insecta, Coleoptera, Nitidulidae. The record is from the annotation of a GenBank genome assembly.